Ogataea philodendri is the source of this 1365-nucleotide messenger RNA. RefSeq lists its product as uncharacterized. Bases 1 to 1365 code for a protein of 454 amino acids. The record is from RefSeq and is a predicted model, not a curated record. Gene Ontology annotation, cellular component: mitochondrion. NCBI's taxonomy places the organism in Eukaryota, Fungi, Ascomycota, Pichiomycetes, Pichiales, Pichiaceae. The transcript has a single exon. Gene Ontology annotation, molecular function: pyruvate dehydrogenase (acetyl-transferring) kinase activity. Gene Ontology annotation, biological process: protein phosphorylation; regulation of glucose metabolic process.
AUGACAAGAAGGAUCAAAGUCACCGAUGUAUCGUCCAAGGUUGACUCACUUUCGCCAUUCAGAUCUCAGAGUAUUUCUUUGUUGAAUAAGCAACACUUCUAUCAAAAUAGUAUACUUCUUGGUUGGUCAGAGCGAAAUGCUCAUCCGGUUACACUGCGGCACCUUGCUAAUUUUGGCAAAAGACUGACCAAAGAAAAACUUAUAAGCAGUGCAAACUUUGUGAGAACUGAACUACCAGUUAGACUAAGCUUAAAAAUUAGGGAGUUACAGAGUCUGGAUUUUGAUGUCAUCAACAAUCAUCAUAUUAACCAAGUUUACCAAAGUUACUACCAUUGCUUUAAUGCUUUUAGAAGGAUGGGAAGGAUUGAAACUUUUGAGGAGAAUGAGAAAUUCUGUGAAUUUCUAAGAAAGGUGUUAAACGAUCAUCUACUGGUUCUGCCUCAUCUGAUGAUGGGGGCCCUAGAAGUAUCCAUUUUGCAGAAAAUGCCCCAAGAUCAGUUGGACGAAUUCAUGUCGUCCAUGCUGAGAUCAAGGAUAAGUAGGAGAGUGAUCAUUGAACAACAUACAUCUCUCUCCGAUUCUUUCAAAGACCAGGAUGAAGAUCUGCAUAGGCCCUCCAAUUACAUUGGAGCUGCAUUUCAAUACAUCUCUGCCCAUGAGCAACUCAUAACAUGCAAGGAUAUUGUUUCGAGCUUCUUACAAAGCAUCUAUCCCAAUCUACGGAUGCCAGAGUUGAUCAUAAUUGGCGAUGAUGUCAAAUUUCAAUUUUUGACUAACCAUUUAAACUACAUCUAUGCCGAGAUCCUUCGAAAUUCUUUGAAAUCCACGAUUCAAACAUUUUUACGCCGUAAUUCGCAUUGCACGGCGGCGGAACUAAGAACUCUGAAACCGCCACCCAUAGUGGUGGAAAUAGUGCAAACAAAAAACUCGAUGACCUUUAAGUUUUCGGAUCAAGGAGGCGGUAUGUCAUCAGAAAAGCUCAGCAAAGUUUGGUCUUUUGGAAAAUCUUUAACUCUUGCUGAACAAUACUUUUCAAACUUCAAUAGGUUACCAGGUCUCAAUUUUGAUUUUACGUCACCUGUGGUUGAUCAGAGCGACACAGAGCUCCAUGGGCUGAGUGGAAUGAUUCAUAAUAUUGGUCAGAUGGAAACAAGCAAUAAUCAUAGACAGAAUUCGGUUUUGUCAUCACUUGUUCGGCGCCCUUUCGAGUUCACAUUGGGCAUCUCAAUGCCCAUGUGUAAGGUGUACACAGAUUACUGGAAUGGCGAUUUAGACAUGAAAUCAAUUGAAGGUUACGGAACAGAUGUCUUUUUGCAAUUGAAAAAGCUCGGAAACGCUGAUAAGCCCCAGCUAGAUAAGGCUUAG